AUGCCCUCACAACUGGGUUGCGGCGUACGACCGGCGGCGCGGCAGAUGAGGGCGAGACCACCGCAGGGUUUAAUUGGGUUUAAGGCCCCUCUACAGCACGCGCGGCGAGGCUAUUCGGGCUUUCACUUCGCGAGCCCCUAUAACUGGUCCCUCCCCUACGGCGCGAAGGCGACAAAGGUCACGAAGGAGGAGCUUGAGAACCUUCGCUACUUCACCGAUCGCCCUCGCGAGCAGUGGGAUUACCACCGGGUCGACGAAAACCUCAACGCCAGCUCGGAGUUUCGCCGCACGGAGGGUCGCCAGAGCUUUUUUGAGGGCCAGCGCGAGGACAACUCCACCAUAAACGAAGGCAGCCUCCACACCCCCCGGCAUUAUCGCCUGUACGAGUACUUUGACGAGUAUACGAAACCCGGGACGAACAGCAAGGUCGCCGCCGCCCAGGCCAUGAAGGAGCAGUGGGACGCUAAGGAGUUUUACUACCCCGGGGAGGCGUGGCGGAUGAACCGCCCAGGCUUUCGCAGCGUCCCCAAGGAGCUGCUGAAUCGCCAGACGUGGUAUCACUGGAGCGAUACGCUGCUUCGCUGGGAUGAGAUUCAGCCGACGAUGCGGACGCGGUCGUGGAAUCCGGACUGGCCGCCGCCCGGCUACCACGUCCCGAAGCUGCAGUGCAAAAAAGAGUUCUACUUCGGCGUCGAGGAGAACGGGCUGGUGUCGGAGGUGGAGCGGUAUAAUUGGUAUCGCUCCUGGCUCGACAACAACCUCCGCGCCGGCUGGCUGGAGAUUCCGAUCCUUGUGAUGUUUUUCGGGACGAUGUACUACCUCGCGCGCAAUGCGAUGUCCGUCAUGAGCAUGCGCGCCGUCAUGGGGAAUUUAUUUUAUCCAGGUCGCCAUAUGGUCCGCCCGUUCGGCGUCCCCAAGGACUGGGAAAAGGAGUGCUUCUGGUGGCAGAAGCCCCUCGAGGACUUUCCAAAUCAGGGAGAGGUCUGGUAUAUGAACGAAACCCGCUUUGGGUAUAUUAAUUACAUCAAGAAGCGAGACGCACGCGAAAAAACCCUAGCGGCGGCUGAAGCUCAGUAG
Molecule: messenger RNA, 1077 nt
Organism: Phytomonas sp. Hart1
Lineage: Eukaryota; Euglenozoa; Kinetoplastea; Trypanosomatida; Trypanosomatidae
Source: the annotation of a GenBank genome assembly